This is a messenger RNA of Trichoderma virens Gv29-8, 804 nucleotides long. RefSeq lists its product as uncharacterized. The transcript has a single exon. The record is from RefSeq and is a predicted model, not a curated record. The coding region runs from base 1 to 804 and encodes 267 amino acids. NCBI's taxonomy places the organism in Eukaryota, Fungi, Ascomycota, Sordariomycetes, Hypocreales, Hypocreaceae.
AUGUUACCUGCAGUACUGGCAGCCAACGGUCCGAUGGUCCCUGACUACGAAGUGCACCUUCUGAUGGAUCCCACUGUGGUUCUCGGUUCAGACUUCAAACUCACUCCCACGGUGCUAUCUACCUUUGCCAUGCCAACAACAGUUACAAAGAUCAAUGUACAAUAUCUUGACACAACUGCGGAAGAUCUUCAUGUUAAUGGAUGGAGCUGCCGUGUCCGCAACAUCGAGAAUGAGAGCGGCUUUGACCUUACCUACAAGUGGCGUCUUCCCGUUAACAACGGGGAUAUCACAGGUGCUUUGAACACAGCUUUCAGUUAUGGCUGGAAUUCAGGCCAAGGCAACUACGACGCACAAAUCGAUUGGCUCUAUGCUUCACAAACACUAUCUAUUCAAAGGGAUUAUACAGCUUCAUCCAAAGGCUAUAGUGGAACGGAUGAUCCAAGCGAGAAAGACUCACGAAGCAUGCUUGAAUCCAACGCACCAGAUAUGUUCAAUGACUGGGUAUCCGACGACUGGGGUACAGAUAUGCUGAAGAACGCAGUCAUUUAUGGUCCGGUUCUUACUAAGCGCUCUACCGGAACAUGGAACGGUGUUGAGCUCGACAUAGAGGUCUGGCCGAUCGAGAACUCUAGUGGCACUGGAAUUGAGUAUAUCGUUGAAGCGUCUUUCAAGACAUCCGAUUACGACUCUGCUUCAACUGGACGCGAUCAAUUGAUUACCCUCUUGCAGGGCAAGGGUUGGUUUUUGGCAGAGAGUGUUUCAAAGGAGGAUUUAGUCAUGGAAAAUUACCACCCUACUUCAUAA